AUGUAUAGUAAUUAUGAUGUGUCAGUGAAGCUGGUGCAGAUAUUGCAUGACGAGUACGGCGUCCCUCAUGACGUAGCUGCAGAGAGCGGUGCUAACUUCCUACGCGCUUUCCGUGCCAGACCCGACGAUGAAUCCUACGCACUACACGAGUGGCCAGCGCAUUUAUGGCGCAAUUGCUUGCCGAAGAACUAUAGACACAUUGCCAAAAAUAUAUCUGCCGAAUGGCUAAAUUUACGAUUUAAAUAUUUAGCUCUGUCGCCGGAUGUUAUACAUCUUUUGGAAUCUCUAAGGGUGGAUUAUCUUCUCGGUCUGAUCACAAACGGGCCAUCACGAGCUCAGUGGCAGAAAGUUGAGAGGCUCGGGCUGCGCAAGUACUUCGACUGUGUGCUGGUAUCCGGAGACCUGCCCUGGGAGAAGCCCGACCAGAACAUCUUCCUCGAGGCUUGCAAGUUGCUCAACGUGGAGCCGAGAAACUGCAUCAUGGUCGGUGAUAAACUAGAGACCGAUAUAAAGGGUGGUAAACAAGCAGACUUACUGAGUACAGUAUGGAUUCCGCUACACAAGGACGAUCCAGAGUCGGAUCUUCCAGAUUUCACCAUACAAAACGUCACGGAAUUACCGGAUGUCUUGCCAAAUUCGCCGAAACUGAAACGUUCCGCUCACAAAAUGGCGAUGUGCGAAUAA
Molecule: messenger RNA, 684 nt
Organism: Leptosia nina
Lineage: Eukaryota; Metazoa; Arthropoda; Insecta; Lepidoptera; Pieridae
Source: the annotation of a GenBank genome assembly